AAAAGUCAGAAGAACAGCAAAACAACACCGAAGUCUUGAAGUAUCUCUUAUGGCAGCAGAAGAGUGAAAAUAAGCGUAUACCACCCAAGUUUAUUGAGAACUUCAAUGGGCAAUCACUUCGCAAAUGUGCUCUUAGAGGCCCUAGUAGACAAUGGUGGGAUGUGAAAUUGGAAGAGAGCGAGAAUAGUUUGUUCUUCCGUGAUGGUUGGCAGGGUUUUGUGAAAGAUCAUGUUUUAGAAGUUGGGGAUCUUUUGAUUUUUAGUUACAAUGGCAAAUCAAAGUUUAUGAUCAAAAUCUAUGAUAGAAGUGCAUGCAAGAAGAAUGUCGAAGUAGCCGAGAGAAGAAGUGGUAGUCCAGUUUCUUUGGUGAACGAAGGAAUCAAGCUCAAGUGAAGGAUGAAAUUGUUGAGCUUGACACUGAAGACUGAAAACAAAACGAUCGAUUCUGACAGAAGAAGUUGCAAAUAUCCCAUUUCUGAAAAGAGGCCUGUAAGUUUUUGUGUACAAGAAACAUCAACUGGAUCCAUCUUGUUCAAAUCAGAGAAUCCAUGUUUCCUAGUUUGUUCGAGGAAGCAGCAUUUACUAUAUCGUGUGACAAUUCAGAAUAAACUAGCCGUAGCUGAAGGCCUUAUGAGGAGAGAUGCUGUCAUGCUUCAAGAUCCAACUGGGAGAUCAUGGCUUGUUGAACUUAGAGUGGAAUGCGUUAAUCGUUUGGACAUGGCAAUAGGUUGGACAGAAUGUCGUAAAGUGAACCAAAUUUCACCUGGGGACUCCAUUAUUUUUGAGCUUGUCAAGCAAGGUGUAAUGCAAAUUCAUAUUUUCAGAGGAGCAGUGGGAGGCAAUAGCUUGUCUGUGAUAACUGCUGCCCCUAAUGUUAAAAAUUAA
Messenger RNA from Prunus mume (Japanese apricot), 884 nucleotides. Lineage: Eukaryota; Viridiplantae; Streptophyta; Magnoliopsida; Rosales; Rosaceae. The record is from RefSeq and is a predicted model, not a curated record.